Molecule: messenger RNA, 3434 nt
Organism: Zootermopsis nevadensis
Lineage: Eukaryota; Metazoa; Arthropoda; Insecta; Blattodea; Termopsidae
Product: ionotropic receptor 21a
Cellular component (GO): membrane
Molecular function (GO): ligand-gated monoatomic ion channel activity
Source: RefSeq, a predicted model, not a curated record
AGAUGUAUCCGGCAACAACUGCGUUUCUGCUAGUCAUUGUCAUAAUUCGAGUUUCAGCCAUACCACAUAAAAAUGGCUUCGGUAUUAUUAACGAAUUGGAGAAUAAUUCUAAUAUAAAUAACAAUUAUAACCAUUAUGACGACACAUCAAUGAAGGAUUCUAGACACACUGCCAAUAGCACCUUCGAUAAAAGUGACCACGCUAAUCCAAGAAAACAUCGAAAUAAUAGUAUUCAAAUAUGGAAAGACUACAAGUCCGGCCACGGCAUUUCAAGAAGUGCGUUGCUUAGGAACGAACAGGAAAUGUCUAAGUUGUUGCCAAGUCAACAAAACAAAUUUUACCAUUUUCAUCAUGGAAAACGUGACAAAUCCGAAGAGCUAUCACACAAAAGGAUACAAGAAACCUCAGCGCCGCUGCCAACUCAAGAUACUAUUGCUCAACAGUCGGUGUUAGUAAGGCUGCUGACAGACAAGAUAACGCUGACAUCGGGGCACAGACUGGCAAAGAACUGCAUGAACGCCUCGGAUAGCGUCCAAGUACCCUCCGUUGUCAAACUACUCAAUUACAUAGCAGAGCAGUACCUGUUCAACUGCAUAUCUGUGAUCCUUUAUGAUGACUUCUACGAGAAUCAGUUCCACCUCCUGCGAGCUCUCCUCAGCACAUACCCACUGGCUUUUUUCCACGGCAAGGUCGGCAAGCAAGGUCUGACCGACCCGCCAGACUCGAGGUGUAGGAACUUCUUACUCCUCGUCAGGGACCUCAAGACGACACAGGCAGUGGUGGGAGGGCGAAGCACCAGCAGGGUCAUCGUGGUGACGCAGGCUUCCAGGUGGCGCGUACGAGAGUUCUUGAGCUCCAGGCUGUCACACAACUUAGUGAACCUCCUGGUCAUCGGUAAACAGAGCCAGUCCAACUCUAUCAAGCAACAAAACAUAGACAUCAACCUGUACACACAUGACCUGUUUGUGAAUGGCCUGGGUUCGAGCUCCGUAUGGAUCCUGACUGCUUGGAGGUGUGGUGCCCUUACCCGCCCAACAGUUAACCUUUUCCCUGACAAGUUGCGUGCAGGCUUCAUGGGGCACCAGUUUGUGGUUGCUGCAGGUCACCAGCCACCAUUUGUGGUGAAAAGGGAGCAGUUCUUUGAUGGACAGCGUCUUGUCACCUCAUGGGAUGGGACAGAAAUCAGGCUUCUAUGGCUCAUGGCUAAGGUGCUAAAUUUUUCCUUCACUGUUGAAGAACCUAAGGAUGCACUCUUCUUGCCUGAAGCUUCUAGCGCUGUCGUGAAAGAGCUCCUGGCAGGUCGGGCCGACAUUGGAGUGGCUGGUAUUUAUACAACUCCAUCACGAGUAGCAGUACUCAUCACAUCAUCACCACACACACAGGACUGUGUGACUUUUAUGACACUCGCCUCUACUGCAUUGCCAAGGUAUCGUGCAAUAAUGGGACCAUUCCACUGGACGGUGUGGCUAGCUCUCACCCUGACUUACAUUCUCGCCAUCUUCCCCAUUGCAUUCUCCUACAACCAUUCACUGAAACACCUGCUGAAGGACCCCUGGCAGGUGGAGAACAUGUUUUGGUAUGUAUUUGGAACAUUCACCAACUGCUUCACAUUCAAGGGAGAGUGGAGUUGGAGCAAGUCUGACAAAGCAGCCACAAGGAUGCUUAUAGGUUCAUACUGGGUCUUCAGCAUUAUAAUAUCAGCAUGCUACACUGGCUGCAUCAUUGCCUUCAUCACUUUGGCAGUCUACCCAUCCUACGUGGAAAACUGUUAUGACGUGCUAGAUCGUGACUUCAGAGUUGGAACUCUCGGUCAUGGAGGAUGGCAAGAAUGGUUCAAUGACUCUGCUGACCCAGCCACCACCAAGCUCUUUGAGAAGAUGGAAUACCUGCCUGACCUUGAGUCCGCACUACAUAAUAUCACCAAGGCUUACUAUCGAGACUAUGCUUUCCUGGGAUCCUGGUCCCUCCUCGACUACAUCAUCCGAAUAAAUUACACAAAAAGGUCUGAAGGCAAGCGCUCAUACCUGCACUUGGGGACAGAUUGUUUUGUACCCUUCAAUGUAGUGUUCAUGUUCCCGGCCACGUCACCUCACAGCAAUGUGAUGAGUCAGAUGCUGCUGCGCAUCAUACAGAGUGGCCUCUUCAAGAAACUGAAGCGAGACAUGGAGUGGGACUUACAGCGUACAUCAUCAGGAAAACUGUUUGCGGCUUCUAGUGGACCAUCACUGCAAGCUACAAAAGCAGAGGAACGGCAGUUAACUCUAGAAGAUGUAACAGGAAUGUUUCUUCUGCUUGGUGCUGGAUUUGGAAUUGCAGCCUUUAUUCUUUUCAUUGAGGCUAUAGCCUGGAUAAUGAAGAAAAUCAAGAGAAAAUUCUUUCCUGAAAAAGAAUGUUAUAAAAAUUCUGCUCUUUUAAAUGAACAUGGUGACAUGACACAUAAAGAUAAAAACAAUGAGCAACAAGAAAGCCUGAUACAUGAUGAUACAGACCAGCCAGGAUUAAAAAAGAGACGUGUGUACAGCGCAGAUUCAAGAUUCAAGACAUAUGAGGACUCUGAUGACAGGUCUAAUGACAGACUGUCGUAUGUUAUCCCAAUGCAGUCAGCGACCAGUUUGCCAGCAACAUAUUCUAUAAAACUAAAGAACAGAAGAACUCAAACUCCUAGACCAAGCUACACUUUCACUGUAGAGAGAGAUGCAGAAAUGUUCAGAGAUGAAAUAUGAGAAGCCUUAAAUUAUACUAAAUGUGGGAAAUAUGAAGAAGCUAGUUGAAUGGAACCACAAUUCCAGACAGAGAAUGCAGAUGGAGCUGAAGCUCAGGAGCAAAGCUAUCCUAUGUCUGAAGGGGAAGCAUAUGGGAUUGACAGACAUGUUUGUAUAUGUUGAUGUUAUGCAGUGUACUCUACUUCAAAGUUUUUCUUCAACAAUCACUAGGUGCUUUACCAGGAUGGACAGGAAGGUCAGUUCAAUUGUGCUAUGGAUCUUCACAACCUUUAAUCUGCAUCUGUCAAGAAAACAACAAAAGCACCAACAACAAAACAUUACAGAGAAUUAUCUUACAUAUAAACACUUAUAUUCAUAUGAGAAAAUACACCUCCUUAAUGAGUCACUCACAUGACUGCCAACAACAUGUCUAUUCAAACACUCCAUCAGGGAUCGAACCCUGGUCAUCCAGUCCGUAGCCAGUCAUUAUACUGACUGAGCUACACCUGCUCAUACAAGUAUUUAAAAAUUGUGUUUACUUUUAAGAAAAAUAAUAUUUUUACUAAACCUUUUUUUGACUCUUUUAGUGAAGAAAAUGACUGCAAUAUGUUUACCAAUUCUCACAGCUGUCUGUAUAUUCUGCACAAGUUACUCCCUACUUUUCCAUACAAUGAAACUGCCAUGUCCACAGUAAAGAAAAGGUUAAAAAAUUAAAACAUGCUAAAGUAUGCA